Messenger RNA from Hylaeus volcanicus, 1077 nucleotides. Its product is annotated as ubiquitin-like protein 7. The transcript has 4 exons. Lineage: Eukaryota; Metazoa; Arthropoda; Insecta; Hymenoptera; Colletidae. Gene Ontology annotation, cellular component: cytosol. Gene Ontology annotation, biological process: ubiquitin-dependent protein catabolic process. Gene Ontology annotation, molecular function: polyubiquitin modification-dependent protein binding. The record is from RefSeq and is a predicted model, not a curated record. Bases 1 to 1077 code for a protein of 358 amino acids.
AUGACUUCAGAAUUAAUUUUAAGCUUACGUUUAGAUCCUGAAACAUUUACCACCAUCAAGCUAAACGAUGUCAAUUUUAAAAAUAAGGUUAAGGAUCUGAAAUGUGAGAUAGCUGAAAAGGUUAACCUAUCGAAGGAAUCGUUUGAAUUGAUUUAUUGUGGGUGUAUCCUUGAAGAUGAUGAAACUUUAGAAUCAUGUGGUUUAAAAGGUGGUGUAAUGAUAUAUGUUUUAAAGAAAAGGGAAAGAGAGAUAUCGUCGCUAUCUAAAUAUAUAUCAGAAGAUAGCAUUUUGCAACUUGUAUCUGCAUUUAAGUCUAUUACAGAUAAUCCUGUGCUUCACACUACUUUGCAACGUUUCGGCAAGAGGCCAGAAAUUAUAAGCAACAUCAUUUCAUCUUUUCCUGGAUUACAUGAAGAUAUGACAGCAAUUGCUAUUUUACAAAAUUGUGAUCUAAUGGCACAUUUUACAGAUGUAGAUACUGUCAGAAGGUUUGCAGAGGCACAUCCAGUCCUGGUAGAAGCUGCUCAUAAUAUAGCUGUUGCUGUUCACGAAGAGGCACACAAUGCAAAUGUCAGCACCAACAAUUCAGUAUCCAAUUCACAACCUGCUACUUCUUCCCUUAGUUUAGAUAACUUGAGCGAUGAUGAAGAAAUGGCUGGGGAUUCUUCUCAGUCUUCUGACUCUAUACCCUUGCCACCAAGUUUACCAACCGAUACAAUGCGCGAUAGAGUCAUUGCUAUAUUCGAAGAAACGAUUGCCCGCUUACAAGCUAGAAUUUCCGAUCCUUCUUCUUCUUCUACCUCGGGUGAGAGUACGAAUUCUGGAGUAGUAACUACAGAAAUGUUCAGGCAAGCUAUGCAAGAAGCUUCGGCGGCAACGCCAGGUUUAAUCAGUGAUUCUGUGCCACCAAUUUUACCGCAUGUUUUACCAGAAAUUAUGGACUUGCGAAGACAGUUAGCGCAAAUGCACGAAAUGGGACUGCAAGAUGAUACAUUGAAUAUUCAGGCGUUGCAGUUUACGAACGGCGAUGUCCAGGCAGCAAUCGAGCAUGUGUUCAGUGGUUUCAGUAAUAAUUAA